AUGGAUCUUGGUUUUACUGGAAGUAUGUUCACAUGGUGGAAUGGGAGAUCUGAUGAGGCUUGUAUAUUUAAAAUAUUGGACAGAUGUUUGGGAAAUCAGGCUCUGCAGAAUUGUUUUCCUAAUUUGGAGGUGGGAAGAGCUCUUUCUAAGUGGAAUAGGGACACUUAUGGUGAUAUCUUCAAGCAAAUUGCAACUCUGGAGGAAGUGGUGCAGGUGCAUGAGCAGGAAUUUGAACAGAAUCCUACAGGGCUUAACAGGGAAAGGCUACAAAGGGUACAAGCUGAUCUGAUCAGGUUUUGUGCUAUUGAAGAAAAAUUUUGGAGACAAAAAGCAGGGAUGCAGUGGUUUCAGGAUGGAGAUAGGAACACAAAAUUCUUUCAUUCUCAUGUCAAUGGAAAGAGAAGAAAGCUGCAGUUACAAAGAAUUCAAGAUCAUACAGGUACAUGGCUGGACACUGAAGAGGAGAUUGCGCAGGAAGCAAUCAGAUUUUUCUCAGACCAAUUCAAAGAGGAAAAUAUCUCUACAGAUUUCUCUAUGCUUGAUAAGAUUCCUAAAAUGGUUACAGAAGAACAAAAUCAACAGCUCUAUGAAAUGCCAGAUGAAGUAGAGGUGAAAAGAGCAGUUUUUGGUUUAAAUGGAGACAGUGCAGGUGGUCCUGAUGGUUUCACAGGAAGAUUUUUCUAA
Lycium barbarum (goji berry) is the source of this 684-nucleotide messenger RNA. RefSeq lists its product as uncharacterized. The transcript has 2 exons. Bases 1 to 684 code for a protein of 227 amino acids. Lineage: Eukaryota; Viridiplantae; Streptophyta; Magnoliopsida; Solanales; Solanaceae. The record is from RefSeq and is a predicted model, not a curated record.